Molecule: messenger RNA, 1524 nt
Organism: Aureobasidium pullulans EXF-150
Lineage: Eukaryota; Fungi; Ascomycota; Dothideomycetes; Dothideales; Saccotheciaceae
Product: MAP kinase
Exons: 3
Coding region: 1-1524 (507 amino acids)
Biological process (GO): protein phosphorylation
Molecular function (GO): ATP binding; protein kinase activity
Source: RefSeq, a predicted model, not a curated record
AUGGCCUCGCCGGCACCGCUCCUGAGACCGCCAAUUCCUGGUAGCAGGAACACGAGUGCAUCACGCACCCCCAAACUCGGUCUGGCUAUUCCACCAUCGCCAAAUGCCAGACCUUUGAAUCCGGCCAACAAUUCACAUGCUGUACCCCCUCUACAAAUACCACCUCGCCAGGGCCCUCCAAAAUUGAGCCUGGCUACCCCAAUGGGAAGUCAUGGAGUUCCCCAAGAGACGACCAGGAAUGCUGCUAGAGGGAAACUGCCCCCACUACAAGUCACUGGACUCUCGACCGCUCAAGGUGCUGGAAGUAGUGACGACAGUGCUCGUUCAAGAUCCAACAGCAACGGCGCGAGCAACAAUUACUCGACCUCUACCACCGCAUCUUCAUACUCGGCCUCUCUUGCCGGCUUGAUCGGUGGCCAAUCUAAUUCACAAGAUCCUCUUUCUGCCGCUGGCUCAUUAUACUCGUCAUCGUCCGCUGGCGGACUUGGUGGCACACACAUGGAACGAGAUGGCAGUAUGCAGGGUGCAAUAUUGCCAGACUUGGAGAAGCUGAGUUUGGAAAAAGGAAGACCGCUAGAUGUUGAAGAUUUGGACGAUGCUGGUUGGAAAGUUGCUGCUAAGGAGAGCAGAAUUGUGGAACUUGGAAGCCUGGGAGAAGGAGCAGGAGGUGCCGUCAAUAGAUGUAUACUCAAGGGCGGAAAGACGGUCUUCGCGUUGAAGAUCAUCACAACAGAUCCCAACCCAGACGUCAAGAAGCAGAUUGUACGUGAGCUGUCGUUCAACAAGAACUGCGCCUCUUCGCACAUCUGCCGUUACUACGGCGCCUUCAUCGAUGAAACCCACGGUACGAUCGGUAUCAGCAUGGAGUACUGCGAGGGCGGUUCUCUAGACUCGGUAUAUCGCGAGGUCAAGAAGUUGGGCGGUCGUACAGGUGAAAAGGUCUUGGGCAAAGUGGCCGAGGGUGUGCUCAACGGUCUCACCUACCUGCACAGUCACCGCAUCAUCCACCGCGAUAUCAAGCCCUCUAACAUCUUGCUCACCCGAGCUGGAGAGGUGAAGCUUUGCGAUUUUGGUGUCUCUGGCGAGUUCGGCACUAAAGGUGACGCCAACACAUUUAUCGGAACAUCAUACUACAUGGCACCGGAGCGUAUUACUGGUCAGAGCUACACCAUCACUUCCGAUGUGUGGAGUCUGGGUGUUACACUGCUCGAGGUGGCGCAACACAGAUUCCCCUUCCCGGCUGACGGAACGGAAAUGCAACCCAGGGCUGGGCUUAUUGACCUCUUAACAUACAUUGUCUCACAGCCCAUUCCCAAGCUGAAGGAUGAAAUAGGCACCCCUGACGGACAGGAUAUUCGAUGGAGUGAGAACUUCAAGUACUUCAUCGAGUGCAGUCUUGAAAAGGAACCCAACAGACGAGCCACACCCUGGCGGAUGCUGGAACAUCCAUGGAUGUUGGAAAUCAAAUCCAAAAGAGUCAACAUGGCCUCCUUCCUCAAGAGAGUGUGGGACUGGUCAGACUAA